AUGAGUAGUAAUAAUAAUCAAGAUUCAAUGCAGAUUGAAUCUUCAACAACUACCAACAAUAAUAAUAAUAAUAAUAAUAAUAAUAAUAAUAAUAAUAAUAAUAAUAAUAAUAAUAAUAAUAAUAAUAAUAAUAAUAAUAAUAAUAAUAAUAAUAAUAAUAAUAAUAAUACCACCUCUACAAAUUUAAAAUUGUUCAUCCCUCGAGAGAAAUUAGGUUGUAAUAAUAAUAAUAAUAAUAAUAAUAAUAAUAAUAAUAAUAAUAAUAAUAAUAAUAAUAAUAAUAAUAAUAAUAAUAAUAAUAAUAAUAAUAGUAAUAAGAAUAACAUCUUCGAGGGUCUUUACGACCCCGAAGAUAACACAACACAACCCGAUCAACCUGAAAAAACACCAUCCAACAAAAAGAAGCCUCCCAAGAGGAAAAAAAUAGAAUUCGAUCAACCACCACCACCACCAAAACCAAAGGAGAAGAAGAAACCAGUAAAAAGAGUCAAAAAGGACGACUCGACCACUUUUACAUCUACCACUCCAAUGGAUCCUGAUGAUGAUGAUCAAACCAUCUCUACAACUACAACCUCCUCCUCCUCCUCCUCCUCCUCCUCCUCCUCCUCCUCCUCCUCCUCCUCCUCAGUUGACCCACCGGUUUCCAAACCAAAGUCAAAGCCUGCUGGAAAGAACAAGGCUCCAACGUCAAAGGCUGGGAAGCCUGCUGGAAAGAACAAGGCUUCAAACGCCAAUCGACCAUCAAUCAUCUUCAAAGAGGGUGAAUCGUUACCAGACUCUCAAUUAUCAUACACUUCAUACGUAAUGAAGUAUCCAACAAUUGUGAGUAACAAAACUCAAAAGAAAAAGAAGAAGAAAAAGAAAUCAAACUCUUCAUCAUCAUCAUAUUGGACGUUCAAAUCUAUGGACAUUACAGAUGACCAAUCAUCAUCAUCAUCAUCAUCAUCAUCAUCGUCAUCGUCAUCGUCAACAACGUCCAACAAUAUGGACACUACAGAUGACCAAUCAACAACAACAACAACAACAACAACAACAAUAUCACCAGUACCAACAAACGACGAACUAAUUCAGAGCAUUAGAAAGUUGGCCAAUUUUAUUGGAAAUCAAACCACAACUUUUCUCAAUCUAAUAGCCACCAACAACAAGUGCUUUGAGUCAAAUGGAACACCUGUUCCAUUUGUUGUUAAGUUUUUUCAAACUCAAUGCAAGCUUACUGAAAAUCAACUAAAAGAAAAUCUCACCACUUUUAGAUUUGACAGAACGUCGAUUGAAUGGAUGAUAAGAUACUUUGCUCUUGGAGGAGACGCUAUUUUUUCAGCAAUGGGUAAACAUCCGGUACCUCGUAUUGACACCGUGGAGGAUCUAUCCAAUGAUUCAAUUUACUCAUUAUGCUUUUUCAUGAAACAUGUUGCUCCAUUUUUGGAAAAAGAGAUGCAAAAGAGACCCAAAAUGCUUCAAAUGCUUCAAAAGUUGAGACAGUUCCGUUGUAACAACUCAAAAAACUGGGUUAAUGUGAUCGUGAUCAACAUUAAAAAUAAUAUCAUGGUUUCAACUUAUAACCAUUUAAAACAGUUGUUAAACACCUACAAGGAUAGGAAGAUAAAGGAUCUUGGAAAGAACCAAGAAGAAAUUAAAAAGGUUAAAAAGUUGGUUCGUGAUACUAUUUAUAAUUUUUCUAAUACGAGAUUAAAAAGAGCUGAGAAAGACCAACAACCAGUUCAAGAAGAAGGUGAAGAAGAUGAAGAAGGUGAAGAAGAUGAAGAAGGUGAAGAAGAAGAAGAUGAAGAAAAGAAAGCAGACCGUGUUGUCACAUAUGAUCUAUCAGAUGGUGUCUACAAAACCAUAGAAAUCCUUGGUGGUUAUAACCAACAAGUUAUUGAUGAGUAUAACAACUUAUCAGAUGACAAGAAGAAGAAAAAGGAAGCAAAAUAUGACAAUCGGGUGAGCAGAAGAAAAAAUAUUAUCAAAAAGAAAAAGGAAGAUGCUCACAAAAGAAGGGAAGCUAUCAUAAAGGAAAGAAGAGAAGCUUCUAUCAAGUUGCAAAAGUCCCCAAAUACAUCUUUGACAGUUGAUGAUUUGACAAACUCACCAUCUUCAUCACCCAACACAUCUUCACCACGCAACCCAAAAGGUAAAUUCAAUCAAAGAAUGAAACAUGACAGCAUUCGAAUCCGCGAGUUGGAUGAACUGAAGAAGAUCACAAUAGAGGCAGAAAAAAGAAAUGCUGAUCUCCAACAGAUUAGCGAUACCCGAACACCAACCGUGUUUAUUCCCGGGCUCAUCAAUAUUUCAUCCAUUAUACCAUCUCUUGGAUUUGAUAUCCAAUUCAUGUUUACAAGAGAACAUGCUAAAAACCUUUUGAAAUGUUUGGGUUUAAAAAAGGCCAAUGUCGAAAAAGAUCACGAGGGUAACCCAAGCUAUGCCAUCGCCACUCUCUUCCCAGGCUUGUACAAAUACGAUCCAAGGCUUUUCACAAACACCAAGAGGGUGUAUCUUCCGGCCACCCCUCCCACUGAUGUUGAAAAACAAAAGGAUGAGGAAAGGAGGAAAACAAACAAUGACAAUAGAUUUGCAAGCGCAUUAAAGAAAUAUAAAGGUAAUGAAGAUGUGGCAAGGGUAGCUGCUACUUUGCAAACUGGAGAAAAGGCAAAGAAUGCAAUUGAACAACACAACAAAUUGCAUGGUUUUAAAAAAGGAUCUCAUGAUAAAAAUCGAGCACUUCUUGCAAAAGGCACAAUAACUUUUUCGAAAGAAGAAAUGUUUCAAGAGAUAGUAAACAAAGGAGUAAAGUAUGAAAAUACCUCAACUACCACUACACCAUCUACUUCUUCAUCUUCAUCAUCUUUACCAUAUGUCACACAAGUUGCAAUGGAGAAAGAAUUUGCUGGAAAGUCUUUGAAGGAUGUCAUUGCCAUUGGUAUCGAUCCCAACACGUGCUCAAUUACUGUCGUUAACAAUCACGAUGACAAGGUUCUGGACAUGAGAAUGGAUACUCUUAUGGUUAAAAGAAACACCAAGUUUCUUUUAGAGAAAAUCUCUUGUCAUAUGGGAAAGGCCAUCAAAAGUUUUGAAUCCUGUUUACCAUCUCUCAAGUUCAAUGUCCUUAACCCUCAAACAUUCCAAUCUAGGCUGGACUAUUAUGAAAAGUAUUGUGAUUAUUUCGAUAUCUAUUUCGAAGCCAUCAAUGAUCCAAUCGUACUAUCUUGGAAGAGGAACUUUGCUUUCAAAAAGCAAAAGUUGAACAAAGAGUUUUACCAACAAUUUGACAACUACAUUCUUGAUCUCUUUAAAGAUCAUUUCCCAACCAAGUAUUCAAGUAUGAACGAUUCUGAAAGGAAUCAGUACAUUCAAGACAAUACAAUCAUAUUUUUUGGAAAUGCCAAAUUUGGACACAACACUCGUGGCAAGGUAACAACAUUUGCAGCCAAGACUGUUGCCAACAAGUUAAAGUCCAAACAAUAUUCCGUUGUCUAUAUUAAUGAAUACAACACGUCAAGACUUGGUAAAGAAAAGGAUGGAGGCCAACCGACCAAUGUCCAACAGUGCUCACCUAUCAGCGAAGCAUGUCAAUCCGCUGCUAAAGGUAAUAGUUUCCUUCGAUGCAGUGACCACCGGCAUCGUUUAGCACUCGUCAAGCAAGACACCCAUUCAAAAGAAUACAAAGAGUCGUUGGGGUUCCUCAAAUCCAUCGAUGAUUUGGACAAGAAACUCCAAUCACACAAUCUUUUGAAUGUGGCAGGUCAAUGUCGAACAAGGAAGGUGACACCGUCAGAUGUUGCCGGUUCGGAGACUGAAUCGCGUCAGGACUCUCAAAAAGUUGCCUCGACCCAAUCGUCUUCGUCAUCAACAAAAAAGUUCGACUAUCGACACGGACAGAAUAAAUAUGGUCCAGAGAUUAGAAAAUUUGGAAAAAUGGUCACCGUCCGUCAAGAUAUGGAAAGACAAAUUAAUUGCCAGGGUAAAAACCGAGGCAUCAACACAAUUUGGGCUCUCAAAGGCUCAAAUGGCACUAUUAAAAAUAAUAAUGAAACUAUUAAAAUGUUGAGGACAACAAGCACUCCCCUUUUAAAAGUAGUCAGACCACACUCUUUUAUUUCUUUUUUAACCAACAACAUCAAGUCUUCUAGUACUACUACUACUACCUAUAAAUACAAUAAUAGUAAUAGUUAUCUAGAAAGUAAUAACAAUAACAAAUACACAACUAUUACAUUUAAUAGUACAAACAAAUAUAUUGUUAGCAAUCAUCAUCAAUAUUAUAAUAGAUCAUAUUCAACCAAUAAUACAACAACAACAAAACCAACAAUGUCAGCUGCACUUGAUAUCGAUCUUGCAUUAUUAAACAGUCACUUUGUACCAGUUGAAGUACCAAUCUACAAAUUAGAUGUAACAAGCUCUUUUCAAAAGUUAACCAAUGAUGAAAAGUUGUAUGCUCAUCACUAUUCCCAAGCUUCAUGGCAUGGUAGUCUUAUUUGUUUAGGUCAAACUUCAAAGGAAUCAAUUCCCAUCUUUGAAAUGUUGACUAGAAUGUUUACUUUGAAGAAUGCAACCGAGUUAAAGGCUAAAGUAGUUCCAUCGCUCGUCACAGAGGCUGAUUACAAGGCUCUCUUAAACUAUGCCACUCAAUUCUAUGGUAACAUGGGUAACUAUUUAUCAUUUGGUGAUUCAAAGUUUGUUCCAAGAAUUAAAAAGGAACAAUUAAAGUCUAUUGUUUCAAGCUUUGAUGAUUCCCAAUUGAAUGAAUUAUGGGGCAAGUGUGGUGAUUUAAUCUAUAGCUUGGGUGUUAGAGAGAGAGAAUUGGGUUUUGAACCAAAUGGUAUCUCUACCUAUUACUCUGAUGACAUUACAAAGGCCGAGAUUGACAAGGUACAAACUUUUAUGGAUGAAAAGGGUAUCUCUGCUUACAACACUCGUCUCUUUAAAAAGGAUGGUCGUUAUCAAUUAUUAAUUGCUUCUGUUGAUAAAAAACCAAUUCAAUCAUUUAAAUUUAAUGAUUAUGAUAUUGAUAUUGUUUAUGGUGAUUGGAAUCAAUAUCUUUCAAAGGUAGUUUAUCAUUUGACAGAGGCACUUAAAUAUUGUGCAAAUGAUAACCAAAGAAAGAUGACUCAAAAGUAUGUUGACCAUUUCCAAGGAGGCAAUGUAGACGACCACAAGGAUUCUCAGAGAUUCUGGAUCAGAGAUAUCUCACCAGUUGUAGAGACCAACAUUGGUUUCAUUGAAUCCUACAGAGACCCAUCUGGUGUCAGAGGUGAAUUUGAAGGUUUUGUAUCUAUUGUCAACAAGGAAAUGAGUCUCAAGCUCGGACAACUCAUCAACCAAGCUGAAAAGUUCAUUCCACUCUUACCAUGGACCAAAGAAUUUGAAAAGGAUGUAUUUAGAAAACCAGAUUUCACUAGUUUGGAAGUUUUAACUUUUGCUUCAACUGGUGUUCCAUCUGGAAUUAAUAUUCCAAAUUAUGAUGAUAUUAGACAAAAUGAAGGAUUUAAGAAUGUUAGUUUGGGCAACGUAAUCUCUGCUCGCAAGGAAGAGAAGGUAACAUUUAUCGUCGAUCAAGACCAAGCCAUCUUUAACAAAUUGAUGGUUACAGCAUUUGAAGUUCAAGUUGGUAUUCAUGAAUCGUUGGGACAUGGUAGUGGAAAGUUGUUUGUUCGUGACGCCAAUGGAGAGUGCAACUUUGACAAGAACACUAUCAAUCCAUUGACUGGUAAACCCGUCAACCCAGAGACUGAAGCAUACCAAGGAAAUGAAACCUAUGACUCCAAGUUUAAGAGUCUUGGUUCUGCCUUUGAAGAGUGUCGUGCUGAAUGUGCCGGUAUCUAUCUCUGUGUCAACCGUGACAUGCUCUCUAUCUUUGGACAUCACGAUCAAGAAGCUUUGGAUAUUUUCUAUGUCAAUUGGUUGAUUAUGUCUCGUUCCGGUCUCUGUGCCCUCGAAUUCUACACACCCGAGACUUCCAAGUGGCGUCAAGCUCACAUGCAAGCCAGAUAUGCUAUCCUCCAAGUAUUGUUACGUGCCGGACAAGGUCUUUUGACCAUUGAAAAGAGUCACGACGAUGUAUUGGUCAAACUUGACAGAACCAAGAUUGAAAGCGUCGGUAUCCCUGCCAUUGGUAAGUUCCUCAACGACCUCAUGGUCAUCAAGGCCACCGGUGACGCUCAACGUGGUAACAAGCUCUUUGACGACUACACUGCCGUCCCAAGCGACUUCCUCGCCAUCAGAGACAUUGUCUUGGCCAAGAAGAAACCAAGAAGAGUAUUUGUUCAAUCACACACCAUUGCCAAUGGCAACAAUGUCACUCUUCAAGAUUUUGAUGAUACCCCUGAAGGUGUCAUUGAAUCAAUGGUCACUAGAUUCAAAAUGAGUAAAUUAUUAGAAUAUGCAAAUCAUUGCUUAGAAUCAUAUCAACCAACUACAAUUGUAGCUGCUACUGCAGGUAUUACUGCUGCCUCUGUUUUACUUUUUAACAGUAUUUCUGAUCAAGAUUUUAGAAAACAAAUGAGAAAUAAAGUAUUUAGUACAUUAAGAAGUGCACCAGGUGUAAAGGAAAAAGUAAAGGAAGAGAGAAAGAAAAUCAAAGAUCAUCUAAAGGAACAAUUCCAAACCAAUCCAAAGCACUCUCACUACACUUUGCCAUUGAAUGGUAUCAAGCAUGAUGACAUUCUCGAAUUUAUGGACGAGUUGAUGAAAAUAGAUGAGAGCAAGUGGAAAGACAGCAAGGUCAGUGGUUGUGUCUAUCUCGGUGAACAAGAACACUCGAACCUUUUGAACAAGACCUAUGGCAUGUUCUCACUCACCAAUCCAUUGCAUCCAGACGUAUUCCCCUCUAUCAGAAAAUUCGAAACUGAAUCCAUCGCCAUGGUUGCCAACAUGGUUAAUGCUCAUCCAAAGGUGGUUGGUGCAAUGACUAGUGGUGGAACUGAAAGUAUUUUCAUGGCUGUUAAAGCUUAUCGUGAUUUCUAUAAAGAUAAAACUUCAAAUCCUGAAAUAGUUGUACCAAUAACAAUUCAUGCAGCAUUUGAUAAAGCAUGUUCAUAUUUAAAUAUAAAGAUUAGACAUAUUGAAGUUGGAGAUGAUUUCAAGGUUGAUUUGAACAAGGUUCGUGCAGCCAUUACUAAAAACACUAUUAUGAUUGCAGGAUCUGCUGUCAAUUUCCCACACGGUAUCAUUGAUGAUAUCCAAGGACUCUCAAAGAUUGCCAAGGAACACAAGAUUGGCUUGCACGUUGACGGAUGUCUUGGUGGAUUUGUAUUGCCAUUUGCCGAAGAGUUGGGAUACGACAUUCCAGUGUUUGACUUUAGAUUGGAUGGUGUCACUUCCAUGUCGGUCGAUACUCACAAGUAUGGUUACGCUUCCAAAGGUACCUCUGUCGUUCUCUUUGGCAACAAGAAGCUUCGUCGUGCCAUGUACUUUACCGCACCCAACUGGCCAGGUGGUAUCUACGCCUCACCAACCAUGCCAGGUAGCAGACCAGGUGGUCUAGUUGCUGCUUGUUGGGCCUCCCUCGUUGCUCAAGGUAGAGAUGGUUUUAGAAACAAAGUUAAAGAAAUUAUGAUUACUACCAAAAAUAUUAUUAAUGGAUUAAAACAAAUAGAAGGAGUAUCAAUUAUUGGUGAUCCAAAAGCCAUGGUAGUAGCAUUUACAGCAGAUAAGAUAUUCUUUAUAAACGAUCUGAUGAGUAAGAAGGGAUGGCAUUUGAACACACUUCAAAAGCCAGACAGUUUACAUCUUUGUGUGACUGCCAAGCACAUUGGAAUGGACAAACAAUUCCUUCUCGACCUCAAGGACAGUAUCGAUGAAUUAAAGAAUAUGAAAACUCUUCCAACCGAUGGUAUGGCUCCCAUCUAUGGUACUGCCCAUUCCAUUCCAGAUCGUGAAAUGGUUGGUGUCAUCCUCUCUGAUUUCAUCGAUACUCUUAUUACUUCUGAUGUUAAACCAAAUCAAUCAACUUAA
Molecule: messenger RNA, 7947 nt
Organism: Cavenderia fasciculata
Lineage: Eukaryota; Evosea; Eumycetozoa; Acytosteliales; Cavenderiaceae
Exons: 22
Coding region: 1-7947 (2648 amino acids)
Biological process (GO): carboxylic acid metabolic process
Cellular component (GO): cytoplasm
Molecular function (GO): carbon-carbon lyase activity; pyridoxal phosphate binding; dipeptidyl-peptidase activity
Source: RefSeq, a predicted model, not a curated record